GGACCCAGGGAAAGCGCCUGCAGUGGUAGAGGGGGAGCCUACCUGAGUCGGGGAUUUGCUGCCAUCUGAGUUUGUUCUGGGACUCGGAUUGCUGUUUUUAAUUAAGUGAUUUUUUUUUUGUUUGUUUUCACCAAAACUUUUCCGUCCUGCUGCACCGAGCCUACAGAGCGCAGGGAGAGAGAGGAGGUGGCAUGGAAAGGAAGGCGUUGCUGACAGCCCUUUGCCUCUGGCUGCACUGGGUGGCUGCUCUCCGCGCAGCUCCGGACGCGACCCAAGCCACCGCUUCCACAGAAGCAGAGAAGAACUUUGAGGGAAUCGAGAGCAAAUUUUCCUUACGGACACCUGCUGAGCCUGAUGAGGAUGUCUGCUACCUGGUUCCUGGUCAGGAAGACACCUUGGCACGCUGCAACUUCAACCAUACCAGUAAAACCUUUGUGGUGAUCCAUGGGUGGACGGUGACAGGAAUGUAUGAAAGUUGGGUUCCGAAGCUGGUGGAUGCUCUGUACAGAAGAGAGCCUGACUCAAAUGUCAUUGUGGUCAACUGGCUAAUUCGAGCCCAGCAGCACUACCCAGUGUCUGCUACAUACACUAAGCUGGUGGGAAAGGAUGUUGCAAUGUUUAUUGACUGGAUGGAGGAACAAUUCAGUUACCCUCUCAACAAUGUCCACCUGUUGGGGUACAGUCUGGGUGCUCAUGCUGCUGGGAUUGCUGGGAGUCUGACCAAGAAGAAGGUGAACAGAAUUACUGGGUUGGAUCCUGCUGGGCCUACCUUUGAAUAUGCUGAUGCCCUCACCCGCCUCUCCCCGGAUGAUGCUGACUUUGUGGAUGUCCUACACACCUACACUCGAGGCUCUCCAGAUCGCAGCAUUGGGAUCCAGAAGCCUGUUGGACACAUUGAUAUUUACCCUAAUGGUGGAGGUUUCCAGCCAGGUUGCAACCUAGGAGAGGCUUUACGUCUGAUUGCAGAAAAAGGCUUUGCUGAUGUGGAUCAGCUAGUGAAAUGUUCUCAUGAACGAUCGAUUCACCUCUUCAUUGACUCCCUCCUCUAUGAAGAAAAGCCAAGCGUGGCCUACCGCUGCAACACAAAGGAAGCCUUUGAAAAGGGCCUCUGCCUGAGCUGCCGGAAGAAUCGUUGCAACAAUUUGGGGUAUAAGGUCAACAGAGUGAGAACCAAGAGAAACAGUAAAAUGUACUUGAAGACUCGUGCUCAGAUGCCCUAUAAAGUCUUUCAUUAUCAGGUCAAGAUCCAUUUCUUUGGAAAGAUAAAUAUGACCAAGACAAACCAGCCAUUCCUGAUCUCUUUGUAUGGCACUCUAGAUGAGAGCGAGAACAUUGCGUUUACACUCCCUGAAGUUUCCUCAAACAAGACCUUCUCCUUCUUGGUUUACACAGAGGUGGAUAUUGGUGACCUACUUAUGCUAAAGCUACAGUGGGAGAAAGACACUUUCUUCAGUUGGUCAGACUGGUGGACCCCUUUUACAUUUGACAUCCAGAGAGUCAGAGUGAAAUCAGGAGAAACUCAGAAAAAGGUGGUGUUUUGUUCUCAAGAUGGCAUCUCUCAUCUCAAUAAAGGACAAGAUGCAGCAAUAUUUGUGAAGUGCAUUGAGCAACCAGUCAACAGAAAGAAAAGAAGGUGCAAUGCCAAGAAAGCCUCUAAAGAAAAUUCAGCUCAUGAAUCUGCUCAGAAGUAACAAGAAUGAAAUUUUUUUUUUUUCCCACACUGGAGAGGAGGAGAGUCCAUUCAUCCCCAUGAACUCGGUCUUCAGACCCAAAUAUAUAGAAAUAUUUAUCAGCUGUGGCUUUUUUUUUUUUUUUUUUUGCCUGCUAUUCCUUGUUAUCCUAGGAGAAUUUUUGUAUGUAAGUCUCUGGGCUAUCUACAUUUCCAGAUACUUCAGUAACCAGAGCUCAUGGUCUUCAAGUGUGUGUUUAGCAAAUGAGUAGACUCUCUAUGCAAAGAACACCUUUGCUGUCUGUAAGGCUGUCACUCAAAGGUGCCAGGGACUGAAUUAAUAUGGAGGCAAAUUUCCUAGUUUAUGGUUAUGAAUACAUUUUUCUGGAGGUGGAUGCCAGUGCUGCUUAGCUUUAGAUAUGAUCUGUUAAAUUAUAUAUUAUACAGUUUAUCCUGCAAUAAAUUUCCAGUUGUAGAAGACAGCAAUACCAGUGUCCUAUGUAGAUGUUUUCUCUUUCAUCAGUGUUGUCAUCUCUCAACAAUAAAACCAUCUUACCUAUGACACUGUGCUGAGUUAGGACCUGCAAAAGAAUCAAGCUACCAGAAACUGCAAAACCACGCAGUUUUGCAUCCCUGAUGCAAAAACCAUGGCAAUUACUCUGUUCUUUGCCAUUGAAUAUCAGUCAUGCAGCUGAAUCAGGUCUUUAGUCUAUCUUAAUCAACUUGGCAGCUGACAAGCUGUGUUCAUGUUUCUCUUUACUGAUAUUCUGAUUUCCAGUCACUAACCUCUGUUUAUUGUUUGUCUCUGAUAUAGUGCUAGAUGCUAGGAGCUGCUCAGUUCUCUGACAUGAGGCAGAAUUCAGCAAGGAGCGGGAGCUGUGACAUUUAAAAGGAGCCUGAUUGCAUGAUUCGCAAAAAUGAAUGCUCUGAAAAACACUUGAAUUAGAUGUGCUGUGAGUAGUCAAAAAAAUAGCCGAAUUGAAGGCAUUGUACUUCUUUUGUUUAAAUGUGUAGCUUUUUAAGUGCUAUUGACAUUGGGUUUCAUAAUCUUUACCCACAUUGCAAGACAGGUUGAAGGUAGUGUUUCCUCCAAAAUCGUCUCAACUUUAAAAGAAAGUAAAUAUAUAUAUAUAUGCACACAUAUAUACAUAAUUUCUUUUUCAGCCAUGGCCAUUAGUACGUUUGAGGACAAAAGUUCUAAACAGUGCAAUAUGUUGGAUUCUUAACAACUCCAAAAUUGCUCACAUUUGAUUUUCUAAACCAGCAAAUACAGCGGAGAGAAAAUGAGUCACUGAGGUUGGGAUUAAGUAUUGACCCACUGCAUUUGAGCUCUCUAAAAAUAAAUAUAAUGAUUUGUUCCCUAUUGACAUUGCAUUUUCUUGCAAAUUUCUCCUGAAAGUUGAGUUUUUUGGAAAGGAAGUGUGUGUGAUCAACUCUGCUUUUAAUACAAACACAUACAGUACUUGGAUACCAAAGAGUGAAAGGUCUUAUGCAUGAGGACACAUGAUUUACCUUUGAAUGUUAUUUAUUAGCUGUAAAUAUCAUAUUUGUGUGUGUAAAAGUAGUUUGUAUAUAUUGAUCAAGUUAUCAAAACUCUCUACAUCUAUACAGUUGUGUGAUAUUAAUCCUGUGUAUAUAGCUUUUCAAGGGAAUUUUAGCAGUGAACCACUUAACCACAUGAGAAAUAAUGCAGUGUAAUGCAUGUUUUAAAAUAGAAAAACUCCUAAGUUUUGUAUGGAAUGGAAGCUUAUGGUUUUAUUAAAAUUUUCAAACUGA
Messenger RNA from Dromaius novaehollandiae (emu), 3445 nucleotides. RefSeq names its product lipoprotein lipase-like. Gene Ontology annotation, biological process: fatty acid biosynthetic process; triglyceride catabolic process; very-low-density lipoprotein particle remodeling. Gene Ontology annotation, molecular function: apolipoprotein binding; lipoprotein lipase activity. NCBI's taxonomy places the organism in Eukaryota, Metazoa, Chordata, Aves, Casuariiformes, Dromaiidae. The transcript has 10 exons. The record is from RefSeq and is a predicted model, not a curated record. Bases 192 to 1691 code for a protein of 499 amino acids.